Aegilops tauschii subsp. strangulata is the source of this 2406-nucleotide messenger RNA. RefSeq lists its product as uncharacterized. Lineage: Eukaryota; Viridiplantae; Streptophyta; Magnoliopsida; Poales; Poaceae. The record is from RefSeq and is a predicted model, not a curated record.
GUUAACUCGCAACCCUCAUGCACGAACCACUCCCCUCCCUCUCCUCGCGCAAGCAUCCUCUCCUCGUACCCUCGCACGCGCUAGGGUUCCUGCGCCGCCGCCACACGGGAGCUUGUCGACCAGCCCAGCGUCCUCCGGAUCGCCGCCGUCACCGCCCCAGAUCGCCACUUUCGCCGUCGGAAUCGCUGCCAACGUCUCGUCGCCCCGGAUCGUCGCCGUCCGGAUCGCCGCCGUCGCCGGGCCAUGGCGGUGGAGGUCGACGGCACCCGGAGGCGCGGGGCGGCGGCCUUCCUGGACGACCCCUUCGAGGUGUUGCAGGCGAAGCGGGGCCGGUGCUCACCGUCCGCCACCGCGGCCUCGGUCGCCGACCUCGGCAUCAACAUGGAGUUCGACCCCAUCGAGGCGGUCCAGUCCGUCUUCCCCAGCGCCGAUCCGCAGCUUCUGCGGGGCUAUCUCAAAGCGUCGGGAAAUGUCUUGGAUGCUGCCAUCAGAAGCUUCAGGGAUUAUUUGGCAUCGGAUUCAGCAACGACCAAUGCUGGUGCCUCCUCAUCUGGAGUGGCAUCUGAUGUGCCGGUGAUGAAUACUCCAGCCAACAGGACUGAAUGGGCGGAGCUAAUUGUCAAGGAGAUGUCGUCCGCUUCAGAUCCGAAUGACACCAGGAAUCGAGUCUUCAGGAUACUUGAAAUGUUCGACAAAUGUGCCGCAAACUGCAGUACUCCUGAUGAGGCGCAUAAAAUGCGUGAGAUGAUUAUAGCAACUAUUUUGGGCUGACCUCUUGCUGUUCUAGCAAAAAAAAUUAGUAUUUUGUUUUUCUCUACGAAAGAUCAGGACCGAAUGGAUUUUUGGUCUAUAUUGCAAAUAUGUAUAAUGGAUUAUUGGUGAGCUCGGUAUUGGUGGUCUACUCCCUUUCAUCCCUGUAUUUCUAAGAAAACCAAACUAAUAUGCAUCCAUGUAUUUUUUUAAUUCAAGUUCUUUCAUAUGGGUUACGUAAAAAGCAAAUGUUGCUUCUUUUUAUUCAGAUGCUUUGAGAACCAAGUCUACCUGGUUCUCUUCCUUUCAUCCAUGUAUUUUAAUGUGCAGUGUACAAUGUGUAGAAUGAGCAAACUUGUGAAUCUAGAGCACAAACUCAUGAUUGAUCAAGGGAGUGGCACUGCCGGCUGGGUUAGAGUAUAAUCAACUGUACUUGGAGUUUUUUUGUGAUACGUGUAGCUUUCAGCUUGCGAGCCUUUCAAAUAUGCAAGUGUCCGAUGCCAUAGGCUACUAUGGAAGUUGUGAAUGCUAUGUAGUUUCCCGUACUACUUGCAUUCAGAAAUGAACUAAUUCAGGCUGGCCAUCUAAGUUUUACAUUCCGUAUGUAUAGAGAGAUCAAAUUUAUUUGUUCUAGGGACAUUUCUGAACAUGCGUAUGGAAUAAGAUCAUGAACACGUAUAUGGAUUAUGAAUUUAGUUUUUUUUUUGAGAAGUGAAUUUACUUUUAUCUAUUGAUAAAAAAAUAUUUUUGUUGUCAGACGAAGGGCACGACGGAUGGCGGCGGCGGGAAGGUGAGCAGCGGUGGAGAUAAGCGAGGAAAGGAGUAGUGUGAGGCGGUUGGCGGUGUUGAAGAGGAUGAGAGGGCCGCACACUCGGUGCCAUGCUACUGGAGGGCCCGCUGCUGGAGGCAGUCCUAGGGAUUUUUGGAUCAAUGACAGUAACGUUGGCGACCCAGUUAUCUUCUUCCAUCUCUGGAUCCUGAAUCUACAGCUCUCUAAUCUGCAAAUACACGCAGUAGCGACGGGUACAAUUGCAUGGUUGUGACUGCCGACCAGUACACGAGUGGGGCUGCCGUUCUCCUACCGGUGAAAUUUGAAACUUCCCUUGAGAGAUGCUAAAGUACUAUUUAUUUGACCGGCUUGGUGUACAUUGACCUUUACCGCCUGAAUGUUAUGAAUUAUAUUCAUGGUGGAUGAUAUGAAUGUCGGGGAGGUGAUGGAGAAGUAUGACGAGGAACUUGUGAAGGCUGAGGGCAUGGAGAAGAAGGGGAGAAUCUAAGUGGGAGGCUGACAUUGGCGAAGGAGAAGGCUAGAUGAGUGUUGGCAUUGGCAGACAACGGGUCAUUGCAGAUGGCAUUCACUGAAUUAUUCAAGGAAUUGAAGCUCCCAAAAUGAUCAAAUAAAUAAGAUAGCAAUGAGACAUAGAAUGUCGUGUUAUUAAUUAUCUUUUUCCUCAAAAAGGAUGUCGUGAUAGUAGUCGUGCUUUGCAUAUAAGUUGCUUCAACAACUAUAUUCUUGAAAUGAUGUGCCAUAGGUAGGUGGAAAAACUAAGAAAUACAAGCAUUACUCUGUGUGUGUGAGAGAGUGCUCUACACGCUGCCUUUACGGAUUAAACCGGUGCUCUAAUUAAAUGAUAAAUUGAGUGUACUUUUUUUUUC